AUGGACGUGCUACUGCCCCCUGCCAACAUUUCGGCUGCUGUGGCGGAUGCUCUUUUGCCUCCGCCGGUCGUGGUGAUGCCCAAACUGAGUCUUAUUCCGGGUCUUCCUGAUGGCAUCCUUGCCAUCUUUGCUCCUGUCAUUGCCUACUGGACUUACUCCACCUUUUUCCAUAUCAUCGACGUGUACGAGCUUGCUGAGAAGUACCGUAUACAUCCUAGCGAGGAGGAGGAGCUGAGGAAUAAGGCGCCUUUGAAGGAUGUGCUUUAUGAUGUUGUUAUUCAGCAUAUCAUUCAGCUGGUGGUGGCUUACGCUGUUUACCGUAUAGAUCCUCCUCCAACCACAGGCCACGAGCUUUACCAGAUUUGGUACCUCAAACACAACUGGGCUCCUACUUGGGUUCCAGAUUCGUUGCUCUGGUUUGCCUACACUUAUGGCUGGUCGGUUCUUCGUAUGGGCGUGGCCUUCUGCAUCAUCGAUACAUGGCAGUACUGGCUCCAUAGAACCAUGCACUUGAACAAAACCUUGUACCGUCGUUUCCACUCCAGACACCACCGUCUUUAUGUUCCUUACGCGUACGGUGCUCUUUACAACGACCCAGUGGAGGGUUUUUUGCUAGACACCGUCGGCACUGGUAUCGCCGGUAUCAUCACCCAACUCUCCCCUCGUGAGUCGCUCUUCGUCUAUGUGUUUGCUACCAUGAAGACCGUUGACGACCACUGCGGCUACCGUCUCCCAUGGGACCCCUUCCAGUUCCUUUUCCCCAACAACGCCAUUUACCACGACAUUCACCAUCAAAACUGGGGGUUCCGCAACAACUUCUCCCAGCCUUUCUUUACCAUCUGGGAUAAAAUCUCCAACACCCAGUACCAGUUUGUGCAAGAAUACAAGGACAAACAGAACAGAAUUACUUUGGAGAAGUACAGGCUCUUCUUGGCCCGCAGACAAGAAAAGAAGGAUGCUAUGAUGAAGAAGUCUUCGUCUAUGGCUUCUACAAACUCCGUCAGCUCGUCGGAGUCCAAUACUGCUGUCGGCACGCCCGUCAGCGAAACCAAAAAGACCAUGUAA
Messenger RNA from Candidozyma haemuli, 1065 nucleotides. It is a transcript of the gene SUR2, whose product is annotated as sphingosine hydroxylase. Lineage: Eukaryota; Fungi; Ascomycota; Pichiomycetes; Serinales; Metschnikowiaceae. Gene Ontology annotation, biological process: lipid biosynthetic process. The record is from RefSeq and is a predicted model, not a curated record. The coding region runs from base 1 to 1065 and encodes 354 amino acids. Gene Ontology annotation, molecular function: iron ion binding; oxidoreductase activity. The transcript has a single exon.